Durusdinium trenchii is the source of this 1308-nucleotide messenger RNA. Lineage: Eukaryota; Dinophyceae; Suessiales; Symbiodiniaceae. The record is from the annotation of a GenBank genome assembly.
AUGGCAGUCAUUGUGCUGGUGGAUCCACUCUCCACGGGAGCUCGGAUGGCAGAAGUCGCAUCGUCUCGUGGUUUUCGGGUGGUCUUGCUGUGGAGUAAAGAAUGCACACCACAGACUCUGGGAGUCCUGGCAAUGAUUCGUGGCUACGAAGCAGUGGAAGAGCAAGCUUCCAUUCCAGAUACUGUCGAGGCCAUCAAAGAUAAGCUGCGUUGCACUAGCAACUCUGCCACAACUGCCAUCAGCGCUUGCAUCCCUGGAACUGAAUCAGGCGUCAAGUUGGCAGACCUUAUUUCCCUCCACUGCAACCUCCUACCCCAUGGCUCGGGGAACGCAGCCUUUGCGGGCGGCGACCGUCGGAACAAACACGUGCAGCAGAAGGCACUGGAGAAGUCUGGGCUAAGGGCGGUUCGUGAAGUGUGUGGCUCCAAGUGGCAGGAUGUGAAGGAUUUCUUGGGGGAUUUAGGGCUUCCAAUUGUGGUGAAACCAGUGCAGUCUGGUGGCACUGAUGGAGUGAAACUUUGCCAGUCGCUGGAGGAAGCAGAGGAACACUUUAGUCACCUGAACGCCACGAAAAGGACAGUGUUCUCCUCCGACACUGCGAUUUUGUGUCAGGAAUUUCUUGCUGGUCAGGAGUAUGUUGUAGACCAUGUCUCACGGAAUGGUGUGCACAAGACUGUAAUGACUUGGGUCUAUGAGAAGAAAGCUUUGAAUGGCAGUUCUUUCAUCUGUUUGGCCACCCGACCCCUGGAGACGAAGGAUUGUCCGCCAGAGAUUAUCUCAUAUACUCGUGCAGUGCUUGAUGCGUUGCAGGUUGGCAAUGGCGCAACUCAUGCCGAGGUCAAGAUGACUCCUGAUGGUCCUUGUCUCGUAGAAGUGAACAUGCGCAUGAUGGGUGCCAGCGGCGCGUUCAUUUCUUUGGCACGCUUGCUAACAGGCACCUCUCAUGCAGAUGCAACUCUUGACUCCCUGAGUCAAGAGCGUUUUGACGCACUCCCUGAUAUUCCCAGAGCCUUCGGCACUUCAGGUGUGAUGAUAUCGUUGGUGUCCUACUCAGCGGGCACAGUGACAAGCACACCGGGCUAUGAGAGGAUGAAGAAGCUGGCUACAUUUGUGGAAUUGCACACUUCGAUUUCAUGUGGAUCUGCAGUUGCCGCGACUGUCGACGCUGUCACGAUUGCCGGCCUUUUACUGCUGGCUGGCUCAGAUGACCAGAUCCGGGAAGAUGUUGCGGAGGUGCGACUUCUCGAGAAAGAAGGUCUUUUCUGCUUCGCUGAUGUGGCCAAAGGGUUUACAUUUGGUGGGGCGUAG